Molecule: messenger RNA, 4502 nt
Organism: Myxocyprinus asiaticus (Chinese sucker)
Lineage: Eukaryota; Metazoa; Chordata; Actinopteri; Cypriniformes; Catostomidae
Product: neutral amino acid transporter B(0)-like
Exons: 8
Coding region: 565-2190 (541 amino acids)
Biological process (GO): L-aspartate import across plasma membrane
Cellular component (GO): plasma membrane
Molecular function (GO): L-aspartate transmembrane transporter activity; neutral L-amino acid transmembrane transporter activity; symporter activity
Source: RefSeq, a predicted model, not a curated record
CAAAGUGUUCAAAUACUUUUCAUGUUAACUUUGAACAAGAUAGCCUAUCAGUUGCUUUAUAUUUUAUAUUUGAUAUUUUUUCUUAUUUGUUUUUGCUUUUAAAACUUCCUUUAAAAUAAAUAUAACUUGGUACUUGAUAUUUUGUUAUCUAAUGCAACAAUAUUAAUUCAUUUUUAUGUGUGUCCAAAUACUUCUUGGGGCCACUGUUUACAAUAUAUUGGCUACUAUAUAUCUACUGCAUCGACUAUAUAUUCUAUAUUAUAUACCGUAUCUAAAUGCCAAAAGAUUUUUUGCUGGGUCUCAAGAGAACAUCAUAUCAGAUAAGUAGCAUAUAGGCUAUGUUUUCCAUAAUAUAUAUGUUCCCUACGUGAAAGUCCGCCUUAAAUUAAUUUGCAUUCACGCUCCUCCCAAUGACGUUCGGAACUCCUCCAAUAUACUUCAUUGUGCGUUUUUUCGCACACUCGCAUAGUCAUUUCCACGCUGGCACCAAAGACUCAUCAAGCUUUUACAUCCACUCCUUCAACUUCAGGAGUCCUUCUGGACCAAAAUCUGUCUGAUCACACAAUGGCAGAAGAAAAGAUCUGCAUAGAAGAUGGAAAGGCUUCCAACGGGGAAGCGCACCUGGACGACCCGACCCUCGCCAAUGGCUUGAGCGACCGCAAGAAAAGUGAACCGGAGACUACCGCUCAGAGGUUGAAACGGAUCGCCAUGGCUAAUCUGCUGGUCAUCCUGACGGUGUCUGCUGUCAUCAUCGGCGUUUUCAUCGGGCUCGGCGUGCGGAGCGCCGGACUCAGCCGGACGCAGGUCAUCUACUUCGGAUUCCCCGGUGAGCUCCUGAUCCGCCUGCUCAAGAUGAUCAUCAUUCCUCUGGUGGUCUGCAGCCUGGUGUCAGGGGCGGCCAGCAUCGACCCCAAAGCCCUGGGCAAGUUAGGCGGCUGGGCGAUGCUCUUCUUUCUGGUGACCACUCUGAUCGCCUCCACCAUCGGCGUGAUCAUGGCUUUCAUCAUACAGCCCGGUUCAAGUGACGGGAACUCCAUAUCCCAACUCAACACACAGGACGACAGCAAUGUUCCCCAAGCUAAAGAAGUCAUGGAUUCGUUUUUAGACUUAAUAAGAAACAUCUUCCCCUCCAACCUGGUAGCUGCUGCCUUUCAGUCGUAUGCCACAGGUUACAAGUUUGUGAAAAAUGACACCAACUCGACCAACUUCUCUUUGGAAAAGGUUCCAGUUGGCUCAGAUGUGGAUGGCAUGAACAUCCUGGGACUUAUCGUGUUUGCCAUGGUAUUUGGAGUGGCAUUGAGGAAACUUGGAGAGGAAGGAGAGAUCCUUAUUAAGUUCUUCAGCUCUUUCAAUGAGGCCACCAUGGUGCUGGUCUCCUGGAUCAUGUGGUACGCACCUUUGGGUAUCAUGUUCCUGGUUGCCGGUAAGAUUGUGGAAAUGGAGGAUGUGGGGUUGUUGUUUGCCAGCUUGGGGAAGUACAUUGCCUGCUGCGUGAUUGGCCAUGCCAUCCACGGCUUGCUGGUGCUGCCGCUCAUUUAUUUCGUUAUCACUCGGAAGAACCCCUACACGUUCCUGCUGGGAUUGGUCACAGCACUGGCUACCGCCUUCGGAACCUCCUCUAGCUCUGCCACGUUGCCCCUAAUGAUGAAGUGUGUGGAAGAGAACAACGGUGUGUCCAAACACAUCAGCCGUUUCAUCCUGCCCAUCGGAGCUACAGUCAACAUGGACGGAGCCGCCUGCUUCCAGUGUGUAGCUGCGGUCUUCAUCGCUCAACUCAACAAGAUCCCGCUGAACUUCGUCCAAGUCAUCACCAUUCUAGUGACAGCGACUGCGUCCAGUGUGGGAGCUGCUGGUAUCCCUGCUGGAGGCGUGCUGACACUGGCCAUCAUUUUGGAAGCAGUAGGACUUCCCACCAACGACAUCUCCCUCAUCCUGGCUGUGGACUGGCUUGUUGACCGUACUUGUACCGUCAUCAACGUUGAAGGUGACGCCUAUGGAGCAGGUCUACUGCAAUACUUUGUGGAUCGCACAGCCAGCAAAAAUGAGGGGACGGAGCUCAAAAAGGUGCGGGUGGAGGAAGAAGACACCAUGUCGAAGCCAGAAAGUUCUCCGCUUAUCGAGAAACGGGACAACGUUGAAUUGGAGGAGGUCGCCGGACCUAAACCUUGUGAAAAGGAGUCCGUCAUGUAGACUUGCACAGUUUUUUUUUAACAAACUUUCCUUCCCUACCUGCCAAAACAUCCCGCAAUCAACCUCUGCAUCUACACGGAGGCCAUUGGAGAGAUGCAGGUUUAGUUUAGGACAAGACUAAGAUUAUAUCCUUCCGACUUUCCUCGACACCCAACUCUUUAUGAAUGGAGUCUGCCAAAGCACAUGCACAGAGAUUUAGAUAGAGGACCUUGGAAAAAUGCUUGAACAAUUAUUUAUUAGAUGCUGGUCAGAUAGUUUGGAAAUUGUAGUAUCUUUUUAUUUUGUACUGUCGCUUCUUGGUUUUUAAGCCUUUUUUUAAUUUUAUUUUUUAUGUUCGUUAUACUCCUUUUUAUAUAUACAAAAAAACAUCUAUGUGGGUGCAGACAGCUCAUUCGGGCCUUUCAAAGGCUAGGUUGUUUUGUUUUGAUGUAUGUUUUUGUUUUGUUUGUCUUUUUGUUUUGUUUUUGUUUUUCAUUUGUUUUGUGUUUUUGUUUUGUGCUUUUUUUUUUUUUUUUUUUUCUUUUUUAUUUUUUAUCUAAAUAGUUUCAGUGCCCUCUUGUUCUGAUUAUACCCCUAGCUCCCUAUUAAAACGCUCAGAAUUCUCUCUGCAGCGUUCCCACUCAAAUUAGGUCCUUGUAAGCCAAAGUACACACACAGAACCUCAGCAUCGGUCACGGUCCUAAAACACACCAAAUAAGUUUUAGAUAGCCUGAUGUUCCAAUAGUCCGCUUUGAAAUACCUCAUUCAUGGAGACCUGAUUCCCUUAAAACAAGCAACCUCAAAUGUCCAUCUAGCUGAUAGAAGACACUAUAGAAAGGAGUUGGUAGCCUGAUCUUUGACCUUGACUGCUAAAAGAUUGUUUAGAACUGACAUUUUGCCCUCUGCUGUGUACUUUCAAGUUUCUUCUUUGUCUUUAUGCAGAUAGCAUUUCGUUUUAGGGUCAAGUUGCGCUCGAAGGUCAGACAAGGAAAGCAGCACGAUAAAAUAUGGGUCACGUGCAAAGUAUGCCUUGUGUCUUAAGUUCCAAGGCUGUUUGGAUAAGGUUGUGGAAACAACCUUGUAGCCUGCAGGUGAGAGGAUACACUAUGCGCUGUUCUGCGGGUUGAUAAGCAACUAUUUUCUGUUGAGAGGUAUAAACGGCUCAGUUUUGAAAAAGGCAAUGCCUGAAUGAUCGGUUUCAGUGGAAAACCCAUAGAUGUGCAUCUGAAUAUGGGCUGGAACUGAGAAAUGGAAGCUGUAAAUAAACUAGAAUAAAGUCAGGCAAGUUUUUCAUUUGGUGUAGGAGCACUGUAUUCAACCUAAAUGUUUAGUGUUUUUUAUUUUUAUUGUUAAAUAUGCUUUGUCUAGUGUUGGCAUAGAAUUUAGGAUAAAAAUCAAGCUUUUUGCAUAUGCAGUUCCAAUAAUCCUCUUUAUUUGUAAUAUAGACGGCAAUGAAGUAUAGUAUUUUUAGUUGCUUUUACAAAAUAUAAUCAUGAAGAUUUUGAACAACCUGUUGACUGUUGGUAUUUUUUUAUGUAAUUGCAGAGGAGCACAAAUAUGUUGGACAUUUCCAAAGUUAGUUCAUUUUAUAAGGGGGAAUCGUGUACAAUAUGUUCUGUGAACACCAUUUACUGGUUGACUGUUUUAAUAGUACAACUUGUACUUGGACUGAAUUACUUAGGCACAUUUUUAUAGAGAUGCUUUGUAAAUGAAUAAUAUAAAAAAAAACAGCAGCAGAAGAAAGAUGUCACGACAGGGUGAGAAAUUAGCAAAUCAUUUUUCUAUUGUAUGUAGACCACAUAUCACUCAUUUAAACAUACUGAUAAUGAGAAACCACAUAGAAACCCAUUUGUUUCAGGAGUCACUAACAAUUUGUCUUUCCAUUUGUUGAUUUAGAACUGCCAUUAAGCGAUUUAAAACGGACCAAACCUGAAACUAUUUCUGUUCCGUUUUAAUUUCUUGACAUUUUCAUUGGGGGUGGGAGGGGAUUGGUGCUCAUAAUCUGCACUAUUAACAGUCACAUUUCAUUUUCAGUUUGUGCUCAAUCUAUUUCCAAUCACAGGAUUUGUUUGUAAUUGAAAUCACUCCUUAAGAUAUGUUGUUUAAAUGUGUUUAAUAAGCCCAUAGUAAGCAAUAUACUGCAAUGGCUUAUCAUUCCAAGUGGUGUUAGUGUACUUGCUUGAGUGAUGCGUAUAUGUGUCUGUGUGUGAGGUCUAUGGGUGACUGUCAUAAAUGGUUGCUUGAUGAUGUCAUCAAUGGAGCCAAAGUGUACUGGUAAGAGAACCAUUGAUUGUACUCCACACUAACUGCAGAAUAAAAUCUUUUUAAAUAUA